This is a messenger RNA of Ilex paraguariensis (yerba mate), 1591 nucleotides long. The record is from the annotation of a GenBank genome assembly. Lineage: Eukaryota; Viridiplantae; Streptophyta; Magnoliopsida; Aquifoliales; Aquifoliaceae.
AAAUCAUUGAAACCCACAACUGUUGAAUAAGAGAUGGCACCACAAGCAGCUUUAGCUGCAGCUGAUUGGCUACGAUUAAGUUGUGUGUUCACUCUCUUUCUUCUCUUCAACACUGCUGAAUCAAAGUCGAUUGUCAAGGAACUACCCGGGUAUUCGGGUAAUCUCCCAUUUAAACUUGAAACUGGAUAUGUAAGUGUGGGAGAAAAGGAUGAUUUGCAGCUAUUCUACUAUUUCAUUGAGUCAGAGAGUAACCCUGUCAAAGACCCUCUUGUUCUUUGGAUCACUGGAGGCCCUGGUUGUUCUUCUUUCUCUGGUCUUGUUUACGAAAUCGGUCCUUUAGCUUAUAAUGUUCCAGCUUUCAAUGGGAGCUUACCGACGUUCCUUCUGAAUCCAUACUCAUGGACAAAGGUCGCAAACAUUAUAUUCUUAGACAUACCUGUUGGCACUGGCUUCUCCUAUUCAACUACCUUGGAAGGUUACUAUUCCUCACACACAAAAACAGUGAAAGAUAGUUAUAGUUUUCUUAGGAAGUGGUUGUUGGAUCACCCCAACUUUUCCAAACAUAACCUUUACAUUGGUGGUGACUCCUACUCGGGCCUACUUGUUCCAAUGAUUGUUUCAGAAAUAUCAAACGGCAACGAUGAAGGAAACGUGCCACGCAUGUCUCUCCGGGGAUAUGUGCUUGGAAAUCCAGUUACAGAUACACACAAUGAUGUAAACACAAGAAUCCCAUAUGCUCAUCGAAUGGGACUUAUAUCAGAUGAAUACUACGAGGGAGCCAAAAGUAGCUGUCAAGGUGAAUAUGUCGAUCCAGAUCCGAACAAUGCACAAUGCAUCUAUUAUCUUCGACUUAUUGAAGAGUGCACAGGCAAAUUAAAUGAGCCUCAAAUUUUGGAACCUAAAUGUGGUUCGCCAUGGGGUCAUAGAUUUUUUGAAGACAUUUCGUCGGAUGUUCUCUUCUUAUCGUCUCAACAAGAGGAAAUGUGGUGCAGGAAGUAUGAAAAUAUUCUCUCUUAUGUUUGGGCAAAUGAUCCAACAGUCCAACAAGCUCUUCAUAUUCGAAAUGGAACAAAAACAGAAUGGAGGAGGUGCAAUAAGACCUUAGCUUUCGAUGAAGAUGUAACAAGUGUUGUCGAGUAUCAUCAAUUUCUUAGUAGGAAAGGAUAUCAAGCAUUAGUUUACAGUGGUGAUCAUGACAUGGUUAUUCCAUACAUUGGUACAUUAGAAUGGAUAAAGUCUCUUAAUCUAACUGUCAAUGACAAUUGGAGACCAUGGUUUGUCAAUGGUCAAGUUGCGGGAUUCACAGAAAAGUACAGGCAUUAUGAGUUUGCUCUAACAUUUGCAACCGUAAUGGGAGCGGGUCAUACAGCUCCACAGUACAAGCCUAAGCAAUGUUUUGCCAUGGUUGAAAGGUGGUUCUCUCAGUAUCAGUUGUAACUUACCAAAACAUGUCACCUAUUUUAUUCAGAAAAUAAAUGUUUUACAAUGGAGAAAAUCUCAUGUAUGUUUAAUCAAUGAAUUUCAAAGAAUGUCGGUGUUAUUGAGCAAUCAUAACAUCUACAAAAUUUGACUGUUGUGAGUACAGUUUUUG